GGCCCAAAAAACCUCAGCCGCGGGCCGCGACCUUCGCUACCGUCUCCGGUCUCCGCCUCCCCCCUUCCCCCCGCCCCCAUCUUGUGGGAGCUCCCGAUUCGGGGGAGGAGGCACCGCACCCCGCCGCCGCCCCCCGCCUGCGGAUCAGCGCCGUCGCCGAUCGGAGGCCCCUCGCCUUCCCCCGGUGGGCGGCGCGCGGUGGGAGGAUGGACGGCGGCGCGGGGGCGGCUGGGCACGGCGGCCCCGGCCGGAGGAGCAUCUCCUCCGCCGCCGCCUCCAGGAGGAGGCUCCCGCCCGCCGAGAACGGACACGGACACGACGGCGCCGCCUCCAGGAGGUCCUCCGCCUCCAUCUCCCGGGCCAACUCCACGUCACUGACUGGCGAGAGAACCGUGAAAAGGCUGAGAUUGUCCAAGGCGCUGACGAUACCAGAUCACACAACCGUGCAUGAGGCUUGUCGGAGGAUGGCCUCACGCAGGGUCGAUGCCGUGUUGCUGACUGACUCCAAUGCUUUGCUCUGUGGGAUCCUCACUGACAAGGACAUAACCACAAGGGUUAUUGCUCGUGGAUUGAAGAUGGAAGAGACACCAGUCUCAAAGGUCAUGACUAGAAACCCUGUAUUUGUGCUCGCAGACACACUUGCAGUCGAGGCAUUGCAGAAGAUGGUGCAAGGUAAGUUCAGACAUCUGCCUGUUGUGGAGAAUGGUGAAGUCAUUGCACUUCUGGACAUUGCCAAGUGCCUGUAUGAUGCUAUUGCACGGAUGGAAAGGGCGGUGGAGAAAGGAAAAGCAAUUGCUGCUGCUGUUGAGGGCGUAGAAAAGCAUUGGGGAACAGCUGCAUCUGGUCCUAACAAUUUUAUUGAAACUCUUCGAGAACGAAUGUUUAGGCCAUCGCUGUCUACCAUUAUCUCUGAGAAUUCAAAAGUGGUCACUGUUGGACCAACAGACACGGUGUUGACAGCAUCAAAGAAGAUGCUGGAAUUAAAAGUGAGUUCAGCCGUUGUAGCAAUUGAAAACAAACCUGGGGGAAUUUUGACCUCUAGAGAUAUAUUGAUGCGUGUUAUCGCCCAAAAUCUUCCUCCUGAGUCCACCACAGUUGAGAAGGUCAUGACUCAGAGUCCUGAAUGUGCCACAGUUGACACCCCAAUCCUUGAUGCUCUUCACACAAUGCAUGAUGGGAAAUUCUUACAUUUGCCUGUUCUAGACAGGGAUGGAAAUGUUGUGACUGUUGUUGAUGUUCUUCACAUAACUCAGGCUGCAAUUGCAACGGUCGGGAACACCGGAGCAGCUGGAUCUGAGGCGACAUCUGCCAUGAUGCAGAGGUUCUGGGAUUCAGCAAUGUCCGUUGGACCUCUAGAUGAUGACGAUGACUCCAGGAGUGAAGGAUCAACAAAAGUGGCAUCUGAGGCAACAGAUAUUGGAAGAUCUGCCCUUUUUCCAGCUUCUGGUUUAUCAAGCACUUUUGGGUUCAAGGUUCAGGACAAGCAAGGCAGGAUGCACAGAUUUAACUGCGAAACGAGCAGCUUGACAGACCUGAUAACCAGCAUUCUUCAGAGGGUCGGCGAUGACAUUGAUAGAAAAAACCUUCCUCAAAUUUUGUACGAAGAUGAGGAUCAUGAUAAGGUCAUACUUUCAUCAGACAGUGACCUUAUAGCUGCUGUUGACCACGCAAGACAGAUUGGUUGGAAGAGUUUGAGGUUGCACUUGGAUUAUGUCGGUGUUGGCCACCGGAAGAGAGGUGGCGGUUCUUCAGAUUUUGAGUAUGCCGGAAAGGAUGCAUGGGCCUCCGCGUACAGUGCUGUCGCCGCCGGGGCGGCUCUAGUUGCAGGCCUUGGGGUUAUGGCUUACCUGAAACGAGCGGGUUAAGCUUUGAGGCAAGCACAACAGGGAGCACCUUACUGCAUUGGAAUGACCAGAAUGGCUGUGUAAUUAAGUCUUGUGAGGAGAAAGAAAGAAAAAACUGUAAUAAUACUUCACGGCAGUGGAUGACCGCCUUCAUAUGUCUACACGGUGUUGGUCAAAGUUUUGGUGGUUGGAAGUCUCCAUGAUUACCAUGGCUGUCAGUGUCGCGAUUGUAUUUGUAUCAUAAAUCACAUGAUCAUUAUACAACCGAGAAGCAUGAUUGUCCCUUCAUUUGUGCUGUU
Molecule: messenger RNA, 2143 nt
Organism: Panicum hallii
Lineage: Eukaryota; Viridiplantae; Streptophyta; Magnoliopsida; Poales; Poaceae
Product: CBS domain-containing protein CBSCBSPB1-like
Exons: 14
Coding region: 207-1865 (552 amino acids)
Molecular function (GO): protein binding
Source: RefSeq, a predicted model, not a curated record